This is a messenger RNA of Bursaphelenchus xylophilus (pine wood nematode), 2396 nucleotides long. NCBI's taxonomy places the organism in Eukaryota, Metazoa, Nematoda, Chromadorea, Rhabditida, Aphelenchoididae. The record is from the annotation of a GenBank genome assembly.
AUGGAUUAUCAGCUUUCAACAAACAUUGCCGAUCUCCCUUUCGGGGUGUUUAAUGAGUUGGCCCGAAGUCUGGAGUACAAUGACUUGUGGCAGAGCCUCUUCAACGAUCCCUAUGACCCGAUUUACCAUGUUCGGUAAGUCGGGCAUAAUAUAAAUAAAAUCAGAUAAAGAUCAGAUGAAAUGGACAGACUAAGAAGGUUACCGGAAACCGGAUCUCAUUUGUUACGAAUUCUGGGGCAUCGAGGACAAACGGUCAAGGAUUUUAUUCAAAAACUGCAUUCACUGGUCAGUCAUCCGGAACCAAAGUCGCAGAAAAAAACACGUUAUGAUUUUAACUAAAUAAAAAUUACAGGCUAAAAAACAUGGCUCGGUUAUGGAUCGUCCUCAACUUAUUCUUCAUAGAAAGUUCCGUAAGUUGGUGUAUUUUACAGUCAUUUCCCGUUCCUAGGACCUGUAAUCUGGGCGAGAUCCGAACAAAUCACUGUUACAGUAAUUGGAGAUGGGAAUAAAAUCAAAUUGGAUUGCCGAGCAAGCGCCUUUCCCUCUCCUUUAUACCAGUGGUAUGAAGAAGGGAAGGCGAUUGAAGGGGCGAUUAACCAAUCAUUGAUAAUAUUACGGUAACUUCUGGCUUGUUAGACAUACAUAUGUAUUGUCAUUUAGUUGUGCUUGUACUGCCAGGAAUGUAUUCAAAUGUAAAGUUUACAAUAUAGUUGGAGAUGGAGAGACAUGGUCAAAUUUUUAUCGGAUGCCAAAUAAAGAAUACAGUUCCGAGUUAACAUCCAAGAUUGUGGAUCUCUCCCAAUACGCUCUCGAUUCAGCUGCCGCCGGAUGUGAGAGUUGUACUCAGAAUAUGGUAGCGGAGAUAUAUCGACAUAUGAAUGGAGUUAGUGUUAAUGAUAGGGUACCUGAAAUAGAAGCUGUUAAUGAUCCCAUGAUGAGUAGUAAGUAACCACUUAUUAUGUGUCGAGUACACAAACAAAAAUAUCGGCGUAUUUACUUUCAGCUCAGCAAGUGAUGGUAGCGGCUGACAAAGUGGCCUUGAUUAUCAGCAACCGAACCUAUGCUCCGAACAUGACAAAUCUUAUAACCCCCCAUUGUGAUGCUCAAACUCUGGCGGAAUGUUUACAACAAUUUGGAUUUAAGACUGUUACGUUGGGUGAUCUGACACUCAAAGAGAUGAAAUUCUUUAUUAUGGAAUAUCGAAAAUUGUUGGGGAAUGAUGUAUACGGUAACUUAUUUUUUUCUCGGAUUUUAUUUUCAGCUGUAUUUUACUUCGUGGGGCACGGAUUCCAAGCAAAUGGUCAAUGUUAUUUAUUACCAAUAGGAGCCCCAGCUGAGAAUUAUGGGCCGGAGGAUUGUUUGUCGAUGGAUUGGGUCUUAUCUGUUUUUAAAGAGUAUUCCCCAGCUCUCAAUCUUGUACUUCUUGAUAUCUGUAGGAAGUUUGUCCCGUAAGUAUUAUAUCUUCUAAACAAAAGUGGUUUUGCAGCACAAACAUUGACAAGUUCACAACUUAUGCCGAGAAAUUCCAGCGGGAUCUGAAGGUUUGCAGGAAUAUUGUCUAUGGCUAUGCAACGUGAGUCCAAUCUGGUCUAAUUUUACUUCUACCUACAGAAGUGGAGGCGUUGGAGCUUAUGAAGUUAAGGGAGAAAGGAAUGGGGUCUUUAUGAAAUAUCUGAAGAAUAGAAUUGGGAGAAACAUUCCUGUAUUGGAUAUGUUACGAAAAGUAUUCAGAGGUAAUGUACAUGUAAAAAUAAAAUUAUAUUUGUCUAACAGAUGUUGAGAAGGAUUCCAAAGUAAGAGAUGUCCAGGUCCCUGAACUUACGAGUAAUCUUACCCUCCCUCGAUCUCUGCACGAUGUUCUAGAUUACUCUGGUCAUACUACUUCUCAUUGUCAUCAUAACUUACAUUGGCAAUUAAUUCAUCGUAAGUAGAAGACAUUGUUGUACAGUUUUUAGAAUUACCUGAUCCUGUUCGUGUCGACUUUCCUGACCAGAAACUUUUGGUCACAAUUUGGUUUAGUUUCGUGGGCAAAUUCACAAACAUGGUAUACAUAUUCAGUAGCGUCGGAGAUCUCUCGGAAGACGAGAAGGAUGAGGCUGGCCCUCCAAGUGACAAUGCCCGAGCUCAUCUUGCUUAUAUUACAUUUCCCGAGAACAUCGACGCCAACGAAGCCAAGCUCUGUGAAGAUGAUGAUGAAGGGGUUUCCCUUAGAAUCAUGGUAUCAAAUCUACAGAAAGUAAAGGUAAAGAUUCCUCCGUAGGUACGAAAUGUCAUCCUAGAAGAAGCUUGAAUGCACUCUCAUGCUCACCAAGAUUGAAGAGGACUCGGAAGGCCCGGUUGUAGCCACCAAAAUAAUUUCGCUGGGCCAUGUGUUGAUCACUCAGAUAUAUUGUUAA